AUGAAAUCUGACACUGCCCAAAACACAUUAACUAAAAGAAAAUUAUCUGUACCACCCCCACCUUCUUCUUCUUCCUCGUCUACUUCUUCAACCACAAAUAUAAGUAUAAAUGAUGAGAACGAUGAACCGACACUAGAUCAUUGUACUCCAGUAACUACCCCUUUGAAAAGGAGAUUGCAAACUUUAAUAGUAGCAUGCCAUCUUACUUCAUUCGUAUUAUUCUCCAUAUUCGUUCUUUUCAUCAUUUCAGCUCCAAUUUUUUGGGGUAUGUUAAUACCAUAUCUAAUAUAUUUCACUUUCGAUAGAUCUCCCGCAAAUGGUAACGUAGUCAAAAGAUAUUCUCUUUGGUUCAGAUCUCUUCCUAUUUGGAAAUACUAUAUCUCAUAUUUCCCCAUUACAUUAGCUAAAACUUGCGAUCUAAAGCCUACUUUCAACAAAGAUACAGGUAAAGCCGAGGGACCUAGAUACAUCUUCGGUUACCACCCUCACGGAAUUGCUGCAUUGGGUGCUUUUGGUGCUUUUGCAACCGAGGCUUUGGGCUGGAAUGAAAAAUUCCCAGGAAUCCCAGUCUGUUUAAUGACCCUAGUAACACAAUUCAUUAUACCGUUUUAUAGAGAUUACCUAUUAGCAUUGGGUAUCACUUCUGUAUCAAGAAAAAACUCCUUAAAGGUACUAAGUAAUAAUUAUUCAAUUUGUAUCGUAGUGGGUGGAGCCAGAGAGUCAUUAUUAAGUUCUUCCGAUUCCACAGAAUUAAUUCUUAAUAAGAGGAGAGGUUUUGUUAAACUGGCUCUCGAAACAGGUAAUGUAUCAUUGGUACCUGUAUUUGCAUUCGGUGAAGAUAAAUGUUACAAGAUUUUAAGGACACCUGAUAACUCAGUUCUUAGAAAAGUUCAGUUCUGGGUUAAAGAAAAUUUCGGUUUCACUAUUCCUUUAUUUUAUGCAAGAGGUCUUUUCAACUAUGAUUUUGGUUUAUUACCAUUCAGACAUCCAAUUCAUGUAGUUACUGGUAAACCAAUUUAUGUGGAGGAAAAAAUAGAACAUCCGUCAGAUGAAAUCAUAGAUCAUUAUCAUUCUCUAUAUAUUGAGGAAUUAAAGAACUUGUACUACGAGAAUAGGGAAAAAUAUCAUGCAGGUAACACCGAAUUGAAAAUAGUAGGUUAA
This is a messenger RNA of Kazachstania africana CBS 2517, 1161 nucleotides long. RefSeq names its product diacylglycerol O-acyltransferase (gene DGA1). Gene Ontology annotation, molecular function: diacylglycerol O-acyltransferase activity. Gene Ontology annotation, cellular component: endoplasmic reticulum membrane. The transcript has a single exon. Bases 1 to 1161 code for a protein of 386 amino acids. Gene Ontology annotation, biological process: triglyceride biosynthetic process. Lineage: Eukaryota; Fungi; Ascomycota; Saccharomycetes; Saccharomycetales; Saccharomycetaceae. The record is from RefSeq and is a predicted model, not a curated record.